Messenger RNA from Elgaria multicarinata webbii, 2045 nucleotides. It is a transcript of the gene JUND, whose product is annotated as JunD proto-oncogene, AP-1 transcription factor subunit. Gene Ontology annotation, molecular function: RNA polymerase II cis-regulatory region sequence-specific DNA binding; DNA-binding transcription factor activity, RNA polymerase II-specific; transcription factor binding. Lineage: Eukaryota; Metazoa; Chordata; Lepidosauria; Squamata; Anguidae. The record is from RefSeq and is a predicted model, not a curated record. Gene Ontology annotation, cellular component: transcription regulator complex. Gene Ontology annotation, biological process: regulation of transcription by RNA polymerase II; regulation of cell cycle; regulation of cell population proliferation. The transcript has a single exon. The coding region runs from base 209 to 1234 and encodes 341 amino acids.
GCGCGGCGCGGAUCUCUCGGCAGCUGUAGGGGGAGGGUCGUCGGCUCGCGCCCCCCCUCCGUCCCGCGCGCCCCCUCGCGGCCCUCGGCGCGGCCCGCGGCUCCGCGCAGCCCGCGCGCAAGGAGGUCCCCCCCCGCGGCCUCUCCAAGGCUUUUACGCGCGCCGCGCGCCCCGCCGCCUCCCCUCCGCCGCUCGCGGGGGGGAGAGGAUGGAAAUUCCCUUCUACCACGACGAUUUGUUGAUCGCCUUGGCGGCGGCGGCGUCCGCGGCGGCCCCUCCCCCCGCGAGCAACCCCGGCGGCGGCGGCGGCGCAGCCCUGGCGCAGCCCUUUCCCGGCGGCCGGAUGAAGAAAGACGGGCUGACGCUGGCGCUGGGCGAGCUGAAGGCGGGCCCGGCGCAGCAGCAGCAGCAGCAGGCCGACGGCCAGGCGCUGCUCACCUCCCCGGACCUGGGCCUGCUCAAGCUGGCCUCGCCGGAGCUCGAGCGCCUCAUCAUCCAGUCCAACGGCUUGGUGACCACCACGCCGACCAGCGGCGGCGCGCAGUUCCAUUUCCCCAAGGCCGGCGGCGGCGGCGGCGGGGCGGCGGGAGGAGGCGCCGGCGCCGCCCCGGACGAGCAGGAGUUCGCCGCCGGCUUCGUCAAGGCGCUGGAGGACCUGCACAACCAGAGCCAGCAGCUGGGCGGCGGCGGCGGGGGGCCAGUCGGGGGCGAGCUGCCCCCCGCCGCCAGCCUGGCCCCGCCGUCGGCGGCGCACCAGCAGCAGCAGCAGCACCACGCGGAGCCGCCCGUGUACGCCAACCUGAGCACCUUCGCGGGCGCCUACGCCACGGAGAGCCCCUUCCCGGCGCACCCGCGGCUCCAGCUGCCCCCGCCGCCGCCGCCGCCGCUGAAGGACGAGCCGCAGAUCGUGCCCGAGGUGGCCAGCUUCGGCGACAGCAGCCCGCCGCUGUCGCCCAUCGACAUGGACACGCAGGAGCGCAUCAAGGCCGAGCGCAAGCGGCUGCGCAACCGCAUCGCCGCCUCCAAGUGCCGGCGGCGCAAGCUGGAGCGCAUCUCGCGCCUGGAGGAGAAGGUCAAGAGCCUCAAGACCCAGAACACGGAGCUCGCCUCCACGGCCAACCUGCUGCGCGAGCAGGUGGCCCAGCUCAAGCAGAAGGUGCUCAGCCACGUCAACAGCGGCUGCCAACUGCUGCCCCAGCAGCAGCCGCCCCCGCACCAGGUGCCGGCCUACUGAGGGGGGGGCGCCGCCCCCCGGAAGGAGAAAAGCCACCCCUGGACGGAGCGCCCCGGGGGAGCUCCUGACGCUGCGCCCCGGGGGAGGCCAAGCAGGGACGAAGGACACGCCUCUCCCGCCCUCCCCCAGCUGCGAGUGGGGGGCCGCCCCGCGUUGGACAGAAGCCGGGUGGGGGGAUGGGUCGGGGCCCGCCGGCUCACUCAACAACGGGACUUCGAGGGGGGGCUGAAGUGUGGACGCAGUGCCCCCCUCCCCAGGCUGCCCGAGGUGGGAGAGACCCCCGCACCGAGCGAAAGCGGAGGAGGCCUUUUGGAGAGGAACGGAACGGAACUCAUUGGGGGGGGGGGGUGAGCCAGCGCCCCGGAUCAAGGCCUUUGUGAGUGUGUUUUGGACUACUCCGGACACCGCCUCUUCUUCGCAGAACCCUCCAGGAGGCGCUGGGGACCUCAGAGAGGGGGUGGGCGGGCUUUUUUUGGAGCCAUUUGUGCGCCCCCCCCAAACUCACUACCGAUCCCGAUUCUUUGGGAUUGGCCCUCAGACUCUGGCCUGGACAUUGCCCAGGCAGCCUGCUGUUUUCUCUCUCACCCCCUCCCUCCCAACCCUCCUCCCUCCCUCCCUCCCUCCACUGUUCCAGGAACCAUUUCCUUUCCUUUACCAUAUUUAUGUUAAUAUCGGAACCUGCCCUUCUCUUGUUUUUGCGGGAGGGGGGGUCCUUUCGCUCUCUCCUUUUAUUUUUGCCUCUAUCUAUCUAUCUCAUCACAUUCCACGGUGCAGUAAAACCCUGUGCAGGAGUUGGAAAAAAAACAAAAAA